AUGGAGAACACUGCGGAGAAACCAAGCGGUAACAAGGCCACCAUCGUCAAGAACACGGCUCAGCUCUCCAAGAUCCCACGUCAUAUGCUCUCCACGGUUCCACAUCAAAUCAUCACUCAGCAAGCGGAGAACACCACUGCAACUUGGCCUGUCAUCCCCACUGCAUUAAGGAGCAAGAGGAGGAACUACAACAGGCAAAUGCGGAGAACACUGCGGAGAACACUACGGAGAACACUGCGGAGAAACCAAGCGGCAACAAGGCCACCAUCGUCAAGAACACGGCUCAGCUCUCCAAGAUCCCACGUCAUAUCAGUCAUCCACUCAGAGGAGCAAGAGAAGGAACUACAACAGGCAAAUGCGGAGAACACUGCGGAGAAACCAAGCGGCAACAAGGCUACCAUCGUCAAAAACACAGCUCAGCUCUCCAAGAUCCCACGUCACAUGCUCUCCACGGUUCCACAUCAAAUCAUCACUCAGCAAGCGGAGAACACCACUGCAACUUGGCCUAUCAUCCCCACUGCAUUAAGAAGCAAGAGGAGGAACUACAAUAACGUCACAAGAGGAGGAUCUACUGCGACGAUUAUAGCCAAUUAG
Molecule: messenger RNA, 594 nt
Organism: Letharia columbiana
Lineage: Eukaryota; Fungi; Ascomycota; Lecanoromycetes; Lecanorales; Parmeliaceae
Exons: 2
Coding region: 1-594 (197 amino acids)
Source: RefSeq, a predicted model, not a curated record